Messenger RNA from Leptidea sinapis, 2943 nucleotides. RefSeq names its product nuclear transcription factor Y subunit gamma-like. The coding region runs from base 194 to 1036 and encodes 280 amino acids. NCBI's taxonomy places the organism in Eukaryota, Metazoa, Arthropoda, Insecta, Lepidoptera, Pieridae. Gene Ontology annotation, cellular component: CCAAT-binding factor complex; nucleus. Gene Ontology annotation, biological process: regulation of DNA-templated transcription. The record is from RefSeq and is a predicted model, not a curated record. Gene Ontology annotation, molecular function: DNA-binding transcription activator activity, RNA polymerase II-specific; DNA binding; protein heterodimerization activity. The transcript is spliced from 8 exons.
GCGCAUUUUCAGUAAUAGGUGAUUGGAGGUCUCCGAAUAUUACACUGAUUAUUGGUUCCCGUGUUUUAAAUAACUUUGUCGCGGCUAAUCUGUUUAUGAAGUUAAAUUUUAAAUUAAUUAUUUUUUUCAAACAAGGCAUACAAUUUUUUUUCUAUAUUACGACGUCCGUACUUGAGAAUUGUGAUUAUACAAAAUGUCGGUUUGCUUCUUCGUUCCAGCAGAUCAUACUGGCUCUGAAGACCAAGAGACAGAGUGUAUAUCCGAAGACACCUCUUCUUCGGAGAACAUACAAACCACUCUUCAAAACUUUUGGGCUAAGGUCAAUGAUGAUGUCAAGAGGGUUUCAGCUGAGGACUUCAAAACUCAAGUUCUACCAUUGGCUCGGAUAAAGAAAAUAAUGAAGCUUGAUGAAGAAGUAAAGAUGAUAUCAGCGGAAGCCCCGGUACUAUUUGCGAAAGCUGCUGAGAUAUUUAUACAUGAGUUGACUCUACGGGCUUGGUCACACACUGAAGAUAAUAAAAGGAGGACAUUGCAGCGCAAUGACAUAGCUAUGGCAAUAUCUAGGUCAGAUCAGUUUGACUUCUUGAUUGACAUAGUACCAAGACAAGAGGUGAAGUUUAACAAACCAAGAGAGGAAACACCCAAAGCAGUUGAUCCACAGUGUAUCCAACAACAGCAGACAGUGGUGCAAAACAGCAGUCAGUUGGUGACACAACCCGCACAGUGCGCUCAAGUCAUUCAGCAGCCAGCACAGACCAGUGCAUCGUCGACUGCGAGCCAGAGCCCGGUCACCUUGCUGCAUCAAGUGGUCACUUCAUCUGGCGAGGUGCAGAACAUGCCGAUAAUGUUGACCCAGGCUCAGCUGAACAUGAUAAGGUUGCAAGUACAAAACAAUCCCAACACGCCAAUCAUCAUACAGGCGAGCCCACAGAACCAGAACUCACAGGGACCCCAGAUUAUACAGGUAUCGUCUCAAGCGCCCCACCAUCAACAACAGAUAUACAUAGCACAAGUCCCAUCACAAGACGAGACAUAGAAUCCGGCGUGCAGUGAAAAGUAACAUAUUUAUGUGUGAAGUUCAAACUAUAUUCACAAAACACCUAAAAGUGUGUGUAGUCCGUUUCCGGAUGUUUUAGUACCUAUAUCUGUGUACGUGUGAAUAAUAUUGAAGUGUUAACUGUAAUAUUAAAUAAUACCGUUUUGCUAAAUGAAAUCUUUUACAUGGGAUAUAUACCAAAAUACAAAUCGAAAUGGUGAUGCUGGGAACUGUUAUGUCAUCUGGAGGGCAUAUGGCUCUGCUGGGGGUUACUUUACUGGUUCCGAAGGCCGCGGGCUUACUCGAUACGGCUAAGUUCCAUCGUAUUCUAUCGACGACAAGUGGCACUCUUAUCAUUCACGGGCGGCUCCCUGAUUGGUUGCUUGAUCACUGUUGUUGCAGUUUGAUGCAGCAACAGAAAAGAUUUUAUGUCUAUCGCUGUGUGACCCGAUUGAUAUCCGAAUUGUAAUUGUAAGGAGUAACUUUGGGUUAAUUCAUAUAUAGUCUGACUAAAAAUUUCGAAGUCAUGCUGGAUGCUGUUUGGUUUUUAAUAAGGCAUUUGAUUCCCUAUCUCUCAGCUACAUAUUAUAUAAAUCCUUCAUUUAUCUAGAAAUUGAGAAGGAUUUAAAUACUCCGCCAAAACACAAAUGGAAAGAAACCUAUAAUCUAAAAAUAUACUACAACUGCAAGGGAUUUUUAAAACUAAAAAAAGAGUCAACCAAGGAGCUUCUCUGACACCUAAGUUCUUCUUGAAUGAGGUCGAGGAAGAUACGUAAAUGGGUGCUAGAUAUUAAACCACAGAUUUGCAGAUGACCCGAUGCUGUUUGAUGACCUAUAUACUAAACGCUAAAAUAGAGAGCUACAAGCAGAUCUCACAGUAAAAAUAUCCAAAACAAAGGCUGGAUAAAAAUACAAAAUGAUCAACUAAAAUAUACAAUUUGUGGAUAAUAUGUAUAUUUAGUACAAACAAGGAAUUUUGUGCUAAAUAUACAUAAAACAAACUCAAGAUGGAUGAACUAGUGCAAUACGGAGUUAAAUUAAUUAAUGCUACCUGGGCUCGGUCAAUAAAAACCAUACCCCAUUGGUCCUGUAGUGCAGAGUUCACAAUGAAUUUAAUUGGAAUAGCGGACGUGAAACUACGCGUAAGUAAUAUGAUAAAAUUAAACUGCGGAAUCUCUUUUUGUAUGAAAAAAUGAGACAAGACGAACUCUUCCACGACAUGGAACGAUACCACUGCAUUUUUUAUCAGUAAAAGAAACAUAUUUUUGAUAUGUUUUACUAAAUAAACUGUAUAACAAAAUACUAAUUUAUAAUAGUAUUAUUUAUGUGAGUCACUGUGAGAUCUUUAAUUUGUUCGUAUUGCCGUCAUUUUACUCCCCAUUGCUGCACAAGUCCCCCAAUAUCUGAAGCGUUGUAAUUGUACAUAGCAGUAUAAUGUAUGAAUAUAGGGCAAUAGUUGUCCCGUAUGUAAUAAGCAUUAAUAACACUUGUAUAACCUUCCUAUAUAGUUUUAUGUGUCUCACAGAAAAUAAAGAUGAUAAAAUGACGCUAGAUUGGAUGCGUGAUCAUGUUUAAAAAAUGAAUCAAAGAGGUUACAUAUUGGUGUCCCAUAAAUGAAGAUAGAAUAACCCCUUAUUCUACACAGAAGAUUGGAGGAUGAUCUUCCAUAAAGAACCUGCAGAAUAUCCAGAGAUAACCCAUGACGAUGAUUUUGAAACUAGAGCUGGUUUUAUCAGUGAUUUAGAAUUAAGUGAAUUUAAAAAAUGUUUGUAAAAAUAUUAGUUACGUUACGAUUAGUGACUACAGGCUAUAUUUAUUUAAUGAAAUUUUUUACAAAUAAACCAUUAACAUAUAAGUAGGUUCAAAAAUUUGUUAUAUUAUACAAUAAAUAAGAGGAGACGAAACAC